This is a messenger RNA of Carlito syrichta (Philippine tarsier), 3909 nucleotides long. RefSeq names its product myelin expression factor 2 (gene MYEF2). Gene Ontology annotation, cellular component: cytoplasm; post-mRNA release spliceosomal complex; nucleus. The transcript is spliced from 18 exons. Gene Ontology annotation, molecular function: mRNA binding. The record is from RefSeq and is a predicted model, not a curated record. The coding region runs from base 172 to 1971 and encodes 599 amino acids. NCBI's taxonomy places the organism in Eukaryota, Metazoa, Chordata, Mammalia, Primates, Tarsiidae. Gene Ontology annotation, biological process: regulation of mRNA stability involved in response to oxidative stress.
GCACACACCCUCUCCCAGUCGCCCCGUCUCGGCCGGUUCUCGCGAGAUCCGGGCAACUGAGCGCUCGGGGCCUUUUCAAAUCGGGAUCCGUUACCGCUUCCCCAGCAGCCGCCAUUGUUGCGCUCGGAGCCCCUCAGCGCAGGCGGCCGCGGCGGAGGCAGAGGCGGCACGAUGGCGGACGCCGACAAGCCGGAGGUGCCCGGGGCCACUGGCGACGACAGCCCGCAUCAGCACCCCGCGGAGCCGCCGGGCGAGCCGCGGCGAGAACCGCACCCCCCGGAGGCGGAGAAGCAGCCGCAGCACAGCAGCAGCUCCAAUGGCGUUAAAAUGGAGAAUGAUGAAUCAGCAAAAGAAGAGAAAUCUGACUUAAAAGAAAAGUCUACAGGAAAUAAGAAGGCCAAUAGAUUUCAUCCUUAUUCAAAAGACAAGAAUUCGGGCACUGGAGAAAAGAAGGGUCCAAAUCGUAACAGAGUUUUUAUUAGCAACAUCCCAUAUGACAUGAAAUGGCAAGCUAUUAAAGAUCUAAUGAGAGAAAAAGUUGGUGAGGUUACAUACGUGGAGCUCUUUAAGGAUGCGGAAGGAAAAUCAAGGGGUUGUGGUGUGGUUGAAUUCAAAGAUGAAGAAUUUGUAAAGAAAGCACUAGAAACUAUGAACAAAUAUGAUCUUAGUGGAAGACCACUGAAUAUUAAAGAGGAUCCUGAUGGAGAAAAUGCUCGUAGGGCAUUGCAACGAACAGGAGGAUCAUUUCCAGGAGGACACGUCCCUGAUAUGGGAUCAGGGUUGAUGAAUUUACCACCUUCGAUUCUCAAUAAUCCAAACAUUCCUUCUGAAGUUAUCAGUAAUUUGCAAGCUGGUAGACUUGGUUCCACAAUUUUUGUUGCUAAUCUUGACUUCAAAGUUGGUUGGAAGAAGCUAAAGGAAGUGUUCAGCAUAGCUGGAACUGUAAAGCGGGCAGAUAUUAAAGAAGACAAAGAUGGCAAGAGCAGAGGAAUGGGCACUGUCACUUUUGAGCAAGCAAUUGAAGCAGUUCAAGCAAUUUCUAUGUUCAAUGGGCAGUUUUUAUUUGAUAGACCUAUGCAUGUAAAAAUGGAUGACAAGUCUGUUCCUCAUGAAGAGUACCGUUCACAUGAUAGUAAAACACCACAGUUACCGCGCGGUCUAGGAGGUAUUGGAAUGGGACUUGGUCCGGGUGGACAGCCUAUUAGUGCCAGCCAAUUGAACAUAGGUGGUGUAAUGGGAAAUUUAGGUCCAAGUGGUAUGGGAAUGGAUGGUCCAGGUUUUGGAGGAAUGAAUAGAAUUGGAGGAGGAAUUGGGUUUGGUGGCCUGGAAGCAAUGAAUAGCAUGGGAGGAUUUGGAGGAGUUGGCCGAAUGGGAGAGCUAUACCGUGGUGCGAUGACUAGUAGCAUGGAGCGAGAUUUUGGACGUGGUGAUAUUGGAAUAAAUCGAGGCUUUGGAGAUUCCUUUGGUAGACUUGGUAGUGCAAUGAUUGGAGGGUUUGCAGGAAGAAUAGGAGCUUCUAACAUGGGUCCAGUAGGAUCUGGAAUAAGUGGUGGAAUGGGUGGCAUGAACAGUGUGACUGGAGGAAUGGGGAUGGGACUGGACCGGAUGAGUUCCAGCUUUGAUAGAAUGGGACCGGGUAUAGGCGCCAUCCUGGAAAGGAGCAUCGAUAUGGAUCGAGGAUUUUUAUCAGGCCCAAUGGGAAGCGGAAUGAGAGACAGAUUAGGCUCCAAAGGCAACCAGAUAUUUGUCAGAAAUCUGCCUUUUGACUUGACUUGGCAGAAACUAAAAGAGAAAUUCAGUCAGUGUGGUCAUGUAAUGUUUGCAGAAAUAAAAAUGGAGAAUGGAAAGUCAAAAGGUUGUGGAACAGUCAGAUUUGACUCCCCAGAAUCAGCUGAAAAAGCCUGCAGAAUAAUGAAUGGCAUAAAAAUUAGUGGCAGAGAAAUUGAUGUUCGCUUGGAUCGUAAUGCAUAAUUUCAGACCACGGAGCUGAUCCGUUUAUAAAUGCAGUUUUAAUAAACCAUGGAACACCAAGGCAUAACAUGUCAAACACAUUGGAUCCCACGAUGUUAGACAUAGCCAUGUCUCCUUUCCCUACAAAAGAAAACAUGUCAUUAAAAUGUGCAUACAAACUGUAUUCUAUUAACAAUCUUCAAGGAAAAAACACUGGAUAAGCUUUUUGUUGUUGGUUGGCUUUGAAAAAUUGUUAUUAGAGCAGAAGUCUUAUUGAAUUUGUAUUUAAAAAUUUUUCUUGGUUUAGUAUUUAAAGUUUUAACAUUUAUUUAAUAAUAAUUAUCUUUAUUUAUUAAACCAUUUUUUUCAAGGAGGUAUGUAGCUUACUUGUUGCUUUUCAUUCUGAUAUAACAUGGUUACAAAGUAAUGCACAUUUCAGGUGAAUAUUAUUUGGGAGAUUAGAUUGAGUGAAAUUCAUCUGCUAUUAAGUAGUAAACUCUUCCUUUUGAGUCACUUUUUUUCCCCUUCAAAAUAUGUUACUGAGGAAGUAAAUAUUUUUAAAGUUACUUUUACUCAGUAUAUUUCAGCCAGGCUUGAAGAUUGGGCAUUACAGAUGGAGGGACCUAAUUCUUACCUUUUCUUGCAACCAACACACUUGCAAUUGUGUCUGGUAUGCUUGUUCCUGCUGCUAAUAAAGUAAGGCCCAUUACUGUAUCUGGAAUUUCUAGUGUUUCUCCUGUAAUAAACAUAGGUAUUACAAAUUACAAAUCUUACAGAUUCACUAACCAUUCUUUGCAGAUAUUUCCCUGAACAAAAAUAAAAUAGGCACAUUUAGACUUCAGAACCAAUAUGUGCUUACUUCGUUUUUAGCUAGCAGAAUAUUUGAAUCAGGUUGGUAAUUUGGGCAACCCAGGUACACAGAUUUUUAAUGAUAGAUAUCUAAAGAUUUUUAAUAGCCAAAAUUCUACCAAUGCGAAAUUCCCCUAUUUGGCAUUCUUAAAGGUUGUUGAUGUCUACUUUAUCUCAUCAGGGCUGUUGCUUAAUAUAUGCGAAUGAGACUGAUCAUUUCCUCUCUUAAAAAAUUAUCCUUAAGCUACAAAUGUGUUAGCAUGUAUCUAUACAUUUUUAAAUUUCUGCUUCAGUGAUAGACCUUAAUUUAGUGUUUUCUUUGGGAAAGUCCAUAAAUCUCUGAGGAGUGCAAAACCUAUUUGUUUUCUUCUUGAGUCUUUCUAACAUGGUCCCAAUUUAUUAAUACUUCUGUUAAAUUGGAUGUCAGUUCAACAUUUUUCAGAAAUGUAUUUGUUCUGGGAAACAGAACCAGAGGGAAGUUUUAAAAAAAGUUUGUGUAACUUUUUUUUUAAUGUUGUAAUUGAAAACUUGGUUUAGGAUUAUUGUUUCUUUUUUAUUUCCUUUUUUUCUUAAAAUGCCAAUUAAAAUAACUUAAUUAGAAAGUAGCUUAUUUAUUGCAUGCUUAUAUAUUGAUACUGAAAUUGGAAUUGGUUGUUAAUUUUUGUUACUGGCUUUGCUAGAGUUCAUAUGUACAUAAAUAACACUAAUGUUUAUCAUCUUGGGUCUGUUCUGUGAUCUGUUACUUGAUUUUGCUUUCUUUUUAUUUUCCUAAUACCAAAUGUGUUCUGGCUGAGUAAAUUUGGAUAGAUAUAAUAUGCAACCUAAUUGGACUUAGGUUUCAUCUUUCUCAUUAAACAAAAGAAGAAGAAGUAGUUUGCUUUUUGCUAGCUUAGUAUUCCAAAACUUACAUUAAUCUGAGAAAAGUCAGGAGUUAGGAAAUAUUUUUGUGUGAAGGACUAGAUAGUAAUUAUUUAGGCUUUGCAAGCUGUAUGAUCUCUGUUGCAGUUUUUCAACUCUGCCAGUAUAGUAUGAAGGCAGUCAUAGACAAUAUGUAAAUGAAUGGGACUGUGUUCAGUACAACUUUACUAAUAAAAACAAGUGAUUUUGGUA